Messenger RNA from Dreissena polymorpha, 1958 nucleotides. RefSeq names its product carbohydrate sulfotransferase 5-like. The record is from RefSeq and is a predicted model, not a curated record. The coding region runs from base 8 to 1360 and encodes 450 amino acids. Gene Ontology annotation, biological process: N-acetylglucosamine metabolic process; sulfur compound metabolic process. Lineage: Eukaryota; Metazoa; Mollusca; Bivalvia; Myida; Dreissenidae. The transcript is spliced from 3 exons. Gene Ontology annotation, molecular function: N-acetylglucosamine 6-O-sulfotransferase activity.
AGCUGGUAUGAUAGUUCGACGGAAGCGCUAUGGUCUCGUGCUGUGCCUGCUGCCCCUCCUGCUCAUCGCUCUCUUCCUCAGUCUGCCUGUCCGCCCGGGAACCGGCCCCGUGCGUUACCUGGGGACACCACUGGCCCGAGACAACAUCACCAACAACAACAAAGAUAUUAACAACAACGAUUACAACAUUAGCGAUUACAACGCCAUCAACAACUAUGACAUAUCUACCGACAUAUGGUUUUACAAUGUGUUUAACACGGCGGAUAGAAACAAAGGAUAUCGGAAGUUAAAUUCUAUUGCCAAUAUCACGACAACCACAGAAUCUCUUCGCAACUCCCAUUCUACAUCCGGUUUCGCUGUGCGCAUUCGUUCCCAUUCGCACAUCGUCAUCAUCAUUUCGUACAUGCGCAGUGGGUCAACACUGACAGGCGACAUUAUGCAGCACUUUCCCGGCACGUUCUAUGUCUUCGAACCCUUUCACGCCAUGGAAAUCAGAACGAAGCAGAAUAAACACCUUGUCUACCUUAAUGGGACAAAGAGAUCGCUGACAAACGCCACGUUCUCGGACCGUAUGGCACUGCAGGAAGAACUACACAAGUGGCUGGAGUGUCGCCUCGAGGAGCUUGAUGUGAACUCUCUCGCUGACAGCUUCCACCAGUACUACAGCGCCACAAUGAGCAAGUUCUCCGCCUGCUGGCAAGCCAAGCAUCGUAUCGUGCGCAGCCUCCAGGAGUGCCUUCCGGUCGCCAAGGAGCUCUGCGAGCGCGCCCACUUCCGCUUGUUCAAGUUUAUACGUCUGCCGAUGGAUGUUAUAGAGUCCGUGUUCGAGAGCUAUCCGAAUUUGCAGGUUAUCCAUUUGCUGAGAGAUCCGCGCGCUGUUCUGAGAUCUCAGGUCAAGGUCAAUGCGUUCACGCUGGAGGAAAUCCCACCAAAAGCGCGUGCGCAUUGCGCGCGCAUAUCGACUGACCUGUCGAGCACUAUCCGGUUAUACAAUAAAUAUCCGACGCGGACGCGCCUUCUGCUGUACGAAAGACUAGCCGAAAAUCCAUUAGACACAUCGAGGAAAAUGUUCACGUUUAUAGGGAAACCGCAUGAUGUAACCAUUUUAGAUUACGUGUAUAAUAUGACGCAAGCGGGCCAUCGGAGCGUUGGCUUAGACUUUGGCGUCCUACAAGUUAACUCGACUCGCACGGCAUAUUUAUGGCGCGACGAGCUAAGCUACCACACAAUCCAGAGGAUUGACUCUUACUGCAAGGGAGUGUACAGUUACCUUGGUUACCAAGUAUUCCGGUCCGAGCGGGAGUCACGGGACCACAAUUUUCCUACGCUGCUUUCGCCGAACAUUUCGUUGAUACUGUGACAUAAGUCGACACCUUUAUGACCUUAAUUUAACGCUACAAAGAACGUUUGACAUGUUUUCACACAUUCUGAUUAUGAUCAUAAUUCAGCCUGACUGUACAAUAUGAGCCUCGCCCUUGACAAAGGGGCCUUAAUGAUUGUGCGUAAAGUGUAGUCCCAGAUUAGCCUGUGCAGUCCGCACAGGCUAAUCUGGAACGACCCUUUGCGCUUUUUUGGUAUUUUUCGUAUAAAGGAAGUUUCUUCUUAGCGGAAUUCCAGUUAAAGCGGGCGGUUUCGUCGACGAAAUUACAUAGACUCUCUGGAUUUUAAGACAAAAAUUCUGACGUGGAGGGUUUUUAUUUAACAGUUAAAUAUUUUUUGAGCAUCGAACGAUUCCAAAACGUAUUUUUGAUUUUGUGCUUGUCAUGCAUACUUGAGAGCUUCAAUAGAAAUAAAAUUAUUGUAAUCGCUUCGACAUUCGAUUUCGUAAAUCGUGUUUAUGGUGUCAAAGCUAAAGCAUUCGAUGCAAUCGUUUGAAAAGUGGGAUUUAAAAUCAAAAUAGAUAAACGGAUGGAAUAACAGAAAAUGGAAUUACAAAUCUGUGUUAUUUUAUUAUUAUU